AUGCCUUCAGAUAUCUUCAGCGGGUAUUCCGCGUAUUCCCUCUCCUCACAAUGGAUGAAGCUCGCCGAGAAAAACAAAAACCUCACAGUAGAGACCUACACCCACGCUCAGUCCUACUCGACCGACUACAAGAAUGGCGCUCAGAACAUCAAGGCCAAGAAAAGCUACGGGUACGACAUCCGGGGCCCCUCCGGCCGCGUCAAGGAGAAGAAGUCGGCCGGGUUCGACGGUACGCGCGCGGCGAAUGGGAAGAUCGAAGGCGAGGCCUGGAGGCACAAGACAGAUGGGUUCAGCGACGAGACGUUCAACAACGGGUUCAACGUGGGCAAGCGUCUUGAGAAUCCAUUUGGCAGUCCCCGGCGUAUUGAAAAUGCAUUUCCCUCUUCGCCUCUUCGGCCCCGCGCCCUGGACGAUGGUCCUCCUUCCCGCGCGCUUGAACGGGGGUCUGGUUCCCGGGCUCUCCAACGGGCCAAGCCUCUCUUGGACGACAACAGGAGCUUCCGCGAUGGGUUCCGCACCGCGCUGUUCGGUACCAACUACGCCAACGACGACAACUCUACCGUCUCGACGGCCACGACGUCGGGUUCGGAACCCGCGCGCCCGCUGGGAGUUGACCAGUUGAGGGAGGAGAGUCCGCCUGCGAGCUACGCGAAUUUCACGCCCUGGCGGGAGGAUAGCCUUCCGCCUUCGUCGGGGCCGAACAGGCCGUAUCCGAGCCGUGGGAUUGCGAAGAAUAGAAGUAGGUUGUCUACUAAGUCCAACUCGACUCUUGCGCCUAAGGACUCUGCGUCUCAGAGAUCGAGGUUUUCGUAA
This is a messenger RNA of Aspergillus calidoustus, 813 nucleotides long. The record is from the annotation of a GenBank genome assembly. Lineage: Eukaryota; Fungi; Ascomycota; Eurotiomycetes; Eurotiales; Aspergillaceae.